GGGGGUUCCGUUCUAGUUGGUACAUUGGUCUCGUUCAAAUUCAUUGAACGUUAUUUUUAUCCAAGAAGGUUUCGUUCUUUUGACGUGCCAAUUGCAGGGAAGUAUGAUUCACUUUCAUGUAUGUACAGCUGAGGUAGCAAAAAAAUUGCCUUUAAAGGUAAGGAAUGUAUUUUCAAAAUCUGGUAUUUUGGUCUUUUCGAGUUUCCGUAUGUGCAACCGCAAUAAUAUUCCCCGAGUCUCGGAUACUUCUGAAAACAUCCAUGUUACUGGUCACGAGUCUGUUCAUCUACUGAAGAUGGAUCAAUAUGGGAGAUGUGAAAGCAGUGAUCAGCCAGAAGAAGAUCCCUCACUGCAUUGGAGUGAGGUUAAAGAGGAGGCUGAAGAAUGUCCAAUUUCAGCUGUGUUGUUAGGCGUUGAAACAUCCCAGGUUUGUCAAAAGGAGGACCCCGAUGAACAAGAUCCUUCCUUUGACACGGUUUCAGACAUACAUGGAGUCACAGAGCAGGAGUGUGGACAUAAAGGCAUGCCACAUCUAAAGGUGCCGCCUUCUCCAGUCCCAGUCAAAGAGGAGUCUGAAGAAUGCUCCCUUCUGCCAGUAGAUGAAGAGGAAGUUGCCCUAUUUACAGUGAAGGAGGAAGUUGCCCUAUUUACAGUGAAGAAGGAAGAGGAUGAAGACGGGUUGAAGUCAGAAGAUGAGGAUGUUGUGAAAGUGCCAGUGCCUUGGGAACCGUUGGAAACAUCAUCAUCAUGCGCCGAUACAGAGGAUACAGAGGACAGUGAGAUGGAAAGUGAUAAUGUGCAGGACUGUGAAAACCAUGAGCUUGAUGUUUCAAGAGGAGUGAAGAUUAAAGAUUGCAGUAGGACAUCAUUGGAUCCAGGGACGGUACCAGAUACAGAUGACAAAGCUAAUGCUGUUGAUUUCAGUGAGUACCAUUGGUUAGGUGGCUUUGAAGGGGGGUCCUCCUUCUACCCCUGCCCCCAUUGUGCAAUCGGCUUCACCAUAGAACGCUUUUUCCUUGGGCACCUGAAGAGGGACCACCCUAAAGAUUACAUUGAAAUGCUGAAGACUGGGAAAAUCAAAGCCUAUAAAAGAGGGAGUUUACGGGUGACCCCAGCCACAUGCCCGCAAUGUGGCAAGAGCUUCACCAAUAAAUAUGUUAUGCAAACGCAUCAGAGGACUCAUGCAGGGAAGAAAUCUCAUCACUGUGCAGACUGUGGGAAGAGCUUUGUCUACGCUGAUGCACUUAAAAGACACAGAUGGACUCACGCUGGUGAGAGCAUAUAAAUGCUCUCGAGUGUAGCAAAAGAUUCAGCGGACGAACCAGUCUGACCAGCCAUGAAAUUAUCCAUACAGGAGGGGGACCAUUUAAAUGCUCUGUUUGGGGAAAGAAUUCAAUCAGGGCGUAACUUAAAACGUCACCAACGAUUCUGUGUAAAGACCGAGUAAACAGAAGAAGUGAGUAGGUGUCAGAGGAUUGCAAUAAAGAACAUAUUAUAAAUAUAUAAUAAUGUAACUGAUGUAAUACACUGCCACCUAAUUAAGUAUGUUAUUGGUCUAGUUGAAAAUGUAAAACAUUCAAGACAGGCCUUUUCCUUAUCUGACGUAGGAUUCAUGUAAAUGUAUGCCCAGCAGAUGGCAGUAAAAUACAUUUUAAAGGAAAAUAAAAUAUUUUAAAAUUG
This is a messenger RNA of Oncorhynchus masou masou (cherry salmon), 1680 nucleotides long. Its product is annotated as zinc finger protein 771-like. Gene Ontology annotation, biological process: regulation of transcription by RNA polymerase II. Gene Ontology annotation, molecular function: RNA polymerase II cis-regulatory region sequence-specific DNA binding; DNA-binding transcription factor activity. NCBI's taxonomy places the organism in Eukaryota, Metazoa, Chordata, Actinopteri, Salmoniformes, Salmonidae. The record is from RefSeq and is a predicted model, not a curated record. Bases 104 to 1285 code for a protein of 393 amino acids. The transcript is spliced from 6 exons.